This is a messenger RNA of Anoplophora glabripennis (Asian longhorned beetle), 4439 nucleotides long. It is a transcript of the gene IA-2, whose product is annotated as receptor-type tyrosine-protein phosphatase N2. The record is from RefSeq and is a predicted model, not a curated record. Gene Ontology annotation, cellular component: secretory granule. Gene Ontology annotation, biological process: protein dephosphorylation. The transcript has 15 exons. Gene Ontology annotation, molecular function: protein tyrosine phosphatase activity. The coding region runs from base 323 to 3508 and encodes 1061 amino acids. Lineage: Eukaryota; Metazoa; Arthropoda; Insecta; Coleoptera; Cerambycidae.
CCACGAAAAGUGAUUCAGUAGACGCGGUUAAGGAAGCCGUUCGCGGUAAGGUAGCGAGAUCCGAACGACCCGUAAUAUUUAAACCGGCGGAUAUCCCUUGAAAUAAUCGAUUUUUCAACCUACGAUACGCCUUCGCACUCGACGUGGGCGCCGGCGCCUGGCGUCGCCUCGCCACACAGCCUCAAAACAACCAGUGAAUCUUGGACGGCUGGUCCGUCGUUAAAUUCGCCCUCCAGUCAAUUUUGACAAAACAGAUUCCGUUGUUCGUCGUUGGAGACGUUGGCGCGGACAUGCAGUGAGUUGCCAACGGCUACAGCUGGCCAUGCCGUGGCCCGGCGCAUCGCUGAGAAUCGCUAUACUGCUUUUGGCGGCUACUGUUGGCCCUCCCGGAUAUUCUGCAGAGAGUAACGUAGGGUGUUUGUUCAGCGAAAGACUUUGCUUGGAAGAAGAGUGGUGCUAUGACGAUUUCGCUUUUGGACGUUGCCUCCGAACAAUUGGCGACGUCGAUGAAGAUGAUCUCUACAGAUACAAUCUGGAAAGGGAAGGACUGCACGAGCUCAGCGCUGAACUUCGGAGACUUUUUGCCCUAGGAUACCGAUGGAGCCACGGCUACACACAAUGCCGGCUCCAGGCUCUGCUCUAUGCGUUCAAGCACGACAUGACCUUCGAACCGGACGCCUGCUCCCACCUAGUUGAUAACGACUUGGAAGGCGCCCUCAAAGCUCUGGAGGGUCAGGUCCAGUUGGAUCCCCAGGAGGUGGCAAUCAUAAAGUACACCCCCAGCGUGGACGACCCCCAUGCCGCCUAUGCCGAUGAAGUUUAUUACCCACCUGUUAACAACAAGGCCCAGGAGACCAUUAGGGAGAAGAUUCUGGCCCCCAAUGCGAUAGACCUUGAUAUGGAGGACCCUUACGCCGCCUAUUCCGUCGUGAAAAGGGAAUGGAUUCCCCAGAUGCACCACCGCUCCUCACCCCAAUACCAAGACCAACCCAAAGACCCCGCGAAUUUUCCUACAAACCGGGCAACGGAUUCGUUAGAAUUCCUGCAGCGAUACGAACAAAACUACCCACAACCGAACAGAAUAAUCAACGACAGACCUACGCUUUUAGAGCAAAAUGACUACUUGACUUUGGAAGACCUGACGGAAAUGUAUCCGGUAAUCAAAUUUCUCAACGACAUGCACCUGACUCCCAGGGAAAUCCAGAAAUUCCUGAGCCCAGAAAACUACAUGAAGCUGCGCGAACUGUUGGCCGAGUUCGAUCGUAGGGCAGCUCGAGAGGACGACGUCCAGGAUUUGCUGAGGCAGCAGCUGGAAGCUGAUAGUGGAUACGUGAACAGUUUGCCGCAGGAAAGGUUUACUUUGAACUACAACACCCCGGAUAAUUUUAGAGCUGGAUGGGAGUCCAGAGAUAUUUUGCCUUACAAGGAUUUGGAGGACAUUCCUGAAUCUAGAGUAUACAUCGAUGAAGAGGAAGGCCAGGAUGAUGAGAAUACUGAGUACGGGAGCGGCAAUUCGCUAACACCGGACGAGGAAAUCUUUAGAGAAAGGAAGACUAGUCGUAAUUUCGAGGUACCGACGGAACGGGAAAUUUUUAGGGAACUGGAAAGGGAAAAUAAUGAUAGGGUGUUCUCGACUAGACCACGACCUGGGGUUUAUACCGAGGGCGGGGUGGUUUGGAGUCCAACUGUAGACAGGAAUUUCUUAGAUGCAACCACAGAACAUCAAAACCGCCUCAUUUUAAAAGACAAUCUUGACAAACUCUUGGAGAAGUACAAUUUGGGGUUCAAGAGACCUGAAAGACUGGACGUUAAGAAACCCGGGCCUCCAUUUGACGCACAAAUAACAGAAUCUGCUCAAAAGGUGGAAAAACUCAUGCACAAAAUAGAUGACGAAAAUACUCUGCUUCCCUCGAUGAUGAAGAAAGAACCUCGCGGGGUUCAUCCAGACCCUGAACACGAUCCCCCAAAGCACGCCCCUGAAAUGGACUACGUCUACGUUGAAUUCAAGAACGACUUCAGGGACUGGAGCCACGGAAUGAGCAUCAUAAGUAAUAUAUCGAACUUACUGCACAUUGAACCGUCAGCUUUUGUAGAGGGAGAAGCCAGUCCCAAGUGGAUAAUGUUUAGAGUUAAACAGAACAGUCGAGGGUUGAACGCAAGUGAGGUGGCUAAAAAAAUCGAUGCUAUAAAGGGGAAGCUGAAAGAAGUUGCUGGUGUUGAAGUCUAUUCUGCUGGCAUUGGGGACAGAUCAAGAAUGCAGACCGUUUUAACCACUGCACUGAAUAACGAGAACCAAUUCUACAUAGUCAUAUUUAUGGUCUGCGGAGUCCUAGCGGCCAUGAUCAUCGCGACCGCUCUCCUAAUCCUCAUCAGACGCCAUAUUAAGUUGAAGGAGAAGCUGCAAGGGUUAAAUCGACCAGAUACCGAAGCUAGCAAGGAUUACCAAGACUUGUGCAGGUCGCGAAUGGCGGCUAAAGGACAACCACCUGGUGAGACAGUUCAUGGCAGAAUCACGUCUUUGUCUAGAGAAUCGGAACAAAGCCCAUCCAGCCGCUCGAGCACAUCUUCUUGGAGUGAGGAGCCAGCUUUGCAUAAUAUGGACAUUUCAACAGGUCAUAUGGUUCUGAGUUACAUGGAAGACCACUUAAAGAACAAAGACCGCCUAGAACAAGAAUGGGUAGCUUUAUGCGCGUACGUAGCAGAACCUUGCGAGACCACCAUCGCCUUGAAGAAAGAGAACGUCGACAAGAACCGCUAUCCAGAGAUAGUGCCAUACGAUCACGCACGAGUUGUCCUGAACGAAUUGUCCAACGCAUCCGGAUGUGACUAUAUCAACGCUUCUAGUAUCACCGAUCACGAUCCCAGAAACCCAGCUUAUAUUGCGACUCAAGGACCUCUCCCGCACACCGCUCCAGACUUUUGGCAACUGAUUUGGGAACAGGGGGCCGUGGUUAUUGUAAUGUUGACUAGGUUGACAGAGGGAGGAGCGGCCAUGUGUCAUCGAUACUGGCCAGAGGAGGGAUCAGAACUGUACCACAUAUACGAGGUUCACUUGGUUAGCGAGCAUAUCUGGUGCGACGACUAUCUGGUCAGGUCUUUCUAUCUCAAGAACGUACGGACUGGCGAAACGAGAACUGUGACUCAAUUCCACUUCCUGUCAUGGCCAGAAUCUGGAGUACCUGCGUCUACCAAGGCACUGUUAGAAUUUAGGAGAAAAGUCAAUAAAUCAUACCGAGGCAGAUCCUGUCCCAUAGUGGUCCACUGCAGCGACGGCGCCGGUAGAACCGGAACGUACUGCCUCAUCGACAUGGUGCUCAGUAGAAUGGCCAAAGGAGCAAAGGAAAUCGACAUCGCAGCUACCCUGGAACACCUGAGAGACCAGAGGCCAAGGAUGGUGGCCACCAAGCAGCAGUUCGAGUUCGUGCUCACGGCUGUGGCCGAAGAAGUCCACGCGAUACUCAAAGCUCUGCCCCCCCAACCGACUCCUGCCCAAAACCAAGAGAAGUAAACGAUGCCGGGAUGAUAAGCGACGCUCAAUAUACUCCAGCCCUAUUGGGAGUGGCUUAUAAUCGCGUACCCACAAUGUUUUUUGACUUGACGAGAUAUUUCAAUUCAUGUACCUUCUAGUACCUUAUAUGUUUUAAUCUCUCUACAUAUCUAUAAGUUAUCCAUCAGGUUUCCUGGAUCGAAGAAGUGUUCUACGAUUCUUCCUCUGGGAUCGGGGAAGAUCACAACAUUCAUGUAAAAAUAACUAUAUAUUCCACAAAUGGGUUUGUGCUAAUAUCGAUACAUAACUGAUAUUCUAAUAUCCAAGAAAAAUCAGCAUACGUCUAUUAUUAUAUUCUAUAUGUAAAUAUAUAUUUUGUCUAUGUGUUAACGUGAAAUAUUUAAUAUGUGUUGGCAUAUUCAAAGGAUUUAUUAACUGUUGUUCAGUUGAGGGUAUAAUUAUUUUUUAAUCAAGAUCACGUUUCCAGCAUGACGCCUACGUUAUAGGAAUCAUAUUUUUUUGUAAAAAUUAUAUUUAUUAUUACGGUAUCAUUUUGUCGGUAUCUUUGAUAUCCAGCCUCUCAAUGGUGUCGAUGAAAAUGAUGAAUAACGUUUAAAAUGGUGACGCUUAAUAAAAUAUAUAUAAAAUAAUAAAAAAAAACAACUAUAUUCCAGACUGAAGAAUUGCAAGUAUUUGUCUAAUUUUUAUCAAUUGUAAUCGAGGGACAAAAAAUAAUUCACGGGAUUAUUCUUUCUUCCUCCGUAAGAUGACAUAGUAAAUAAGAUUUUAAGAAGAGGUAUAAUUACAAAUGUUCUAUGCUAUAUUUAUCAACAACUAUAUUUUGUCAAAUUAUAAAAUGUUAUCAAGUAUAAAAUCAUUGAUGUACUGAUUCUAUCUGAAUUAGAUUUAGUGUAAUGUAACUAUGUGUAUGUAUACAGCACACUAGUUGUUA